Molecule: messenger RNA, 1047 nt
Organism: Cryptomeria japonica (Japanese cedar)
Lineage: Eukaryota; Viridiplantae; Streptophyta; Pinopsida; Cupressales; Cupressaceae
Product: laccase-12-like
Exons: 6
Coding region: 1-1047 (348 amino acids)
Molecular function (GO): oxidoreductase activity; copper ion binding
Source: RefSeq, a predicted model, not a curated record
AUGGUAGCUAUAGAGGAGGGAUUAGUUGGUAGGGCUAGUGAUACAGGUGGUGACAUGAGCGAGGCAAUUGGUGAUCAUGCCGAGGGAAGAAAAAUAUCAACCAUGGAAGACUUGUCUAGUAUGGUAAAGUUAGCUUCUCUUCUUUGUUUGAUUUUCAUAUCACCAUGGACAGCUUCUGCUGAUUUGACUAUGUUUACUGUGUUUCAGAUUGGAAAACAGAGCAUGACUAGAUUGCGUAACACGCAUACGAUUGUAACAGUCAAUGGACAGUAUCCCGGCCCCACUAUAUAUGUUAACGAAGGAGAUAAUCUGAUUGUUCAAGUGGAAAACAACGAGCCCUAUAAUGUGACUAUACCUUGGCAUGGAGUAAAGCAGUUGAUAUCACACUGGGUAGAUGGAGCGGCCUACAUAACGGAGUGGCCCAUUAAUGUUCGCAGUAUAUUUGACUACAACUUCACAAUCACAGGGCAGGUAGGGACAUUGUGGUGGCAUGCAGACAUUUCAUAUGAGAGAGCCACUGUGCAUGGAGCAUUGGUCAUUUUACCUCGUGCUGGAAAUGAUUAUCCAUUUCCAAAACCAGACGCUGAGUUUCCUAUCAUUUUGGGAGAAUGGUGGAAUGCGAAUGUGGAAGAUAUGGUAGCAGGAAGUAUACCAAGUGACCUGGACGCAUACACCAUUAACGAUACCACCCGGAUUUGGGUUGAGAGAGGGAAAACUUAUCUUCUGAGGAUUAUAAAUGCUGCGAUGAUUAAUCAUUCAUCCGUGUUCAAAAUUGCGCAGCACAAUAUGACUGUUGUGGCUGUGGAUGUCGUGUAUACAAAACCUUACACAACUGACAUGCUGGUCAUACAGCCAGGUAGCACUAUGGAUGUGCUCAUCACAGCUAACUACAUCGGCACCCGCGUACUCAACAGCCAGGCUGUAGGGACUGGGUCCUUCAAUACUAGUGCAACAACAAUAUUGCAAUACGAAGGCAACAGUUCUGAAUCCUCCUUUCUCCAGCAAAGUCAAGCAUUUUCUUUGGUAUUCAAUUCUGUUGGAAACUAG